UCAACGUUCCAACUUCUAAAAAUAUACAAUCUUUAAUUCCAUUUCCGAUCAGAAUUGAGAAUCCUUGUUCCAAUCACCCGUCUGAAACCCCCAAUAUUCUCGCACUAGAACAGAGCAAAGCUCCAUAACAGUACAAACAGAGCAAAGCGUUUAGAAAGUGGAAGCUAUUUUGAACCCCUCGAAAAUGGGUGCUGCGGUGAAGCUCAUAGACGCCGUACUCUUUGUCUUCUUCAUCGUAAUUGCUUUAGCUGCGCCAUUGAUCGACUCGCAGAUGUUUCUACCUCCCACUGUCUUCCCCGACUUCCUGGUUGACCUGAAGAAUUGGUAUGCAACCGAGUAUGGCGAUUAUCUAAUUACCCAGAAGCCUCGUUUCGUGGUGGGGAUCGUUUGGCUUGAACUUGUGUUUCAGUGGCCCCUUGCUCUUCUCAAUCUGUAUGGGAUGUUGGGUGCCAAGUCUUGGUUCAAGACCACCUGUUUGAUGUACGGCGUCUCUCUCAUAUCUACCAUGGUUCCUAUAUUAUCAGAACUGGUAUGGUCAGGCAAGGCAUCGGAUAAGCUGUUAAUGAUGUACUUUCCUUUCAUGGGGUCAGGUGUUUUGGCUACACUGCGUGGUUUGCUACCUUACUCUGCCAAAACUACAUCAGCCGAUGGCAACAGACCCUCAUUGGCUAGGAAAAAGAGGGCUUGACAAAUAACUUUGGAACUCAAUUUUUUUUUUUUUUUUUUUUCCCUCUUUAAUCCUAGGUUUCAUCUAUUGGUGAAACUUGUUCUUCUGAUCAAAUGGUGGAUUUUGUUAAUUGGAUUCAUUGUGGGCCCUUAUAAACCGCUGAGCUAGUUGGAAUUGUAGUACUGGUAGAAGCUAGAGAUUGUUUAUUCCAAUCUUGAAAGUAUAUCCAUGGUUUGAGAUUUUGAGUUUCUUUUC
Ziziphus jujuba (common jujube) is the source of this 922-nucleotide messenger RNA. RefSeq lists its product as uncharacterized. The transcript is spliced from 2 exons. NCBI's taxonomy places the organism in Eukaryota, Viridiplantae, Streptophyta, Magnoliopsida, Rosales, Rhamnaceae. Gene Ontology annotation, cellular component: endoplasmic reticulum. The record is from RefSeq and is a predicted model, not a curated record. Bases 185 to 688 code for a protein of 167 amino acids.